Molecule: messenger RNA, 1557 nt
Organism: Fulvia fulva
Lineage: Eukaryota; Fungi; Ascomycota; Dothideomycetes; Mycosphaerellales; Mycosphaerellaceae
Product: Thiamine pathway transporter THI73
Exons: 2
Coding region: 1-1557 (518 amino acids)
Biological process (GO): transmembrane transport
Cellular component (GO): membrane
Molecular function (GO): transmembrane transporter activity
Source: RefSeq, a predicted model, not a curated record
AUGGCAAAAUUCGGGGAGAAGAACGAGAAGAAUAACGAUGUACCCCCCGAACACAUCGAAAGAGUGCCCACUCCUGAGAACGGAGGGCUGGAUACUGCAUUCGCUUUCUUGCGAGAUCACGAUGCGAUCGACACACAUCACAUAUGUCUGAAGGCUCUUCGGCGGAAGCUCGACUGGAAUCUGGUCCCACUCAUGUUCUGUAUCCACUUGACGCAGGCUCUCGACAGCUACCUCCUCAACUAUGCCAUCGUCAUGGGACUUCCAGAAGAUCUCGGUCUCGAGGGACAACAAUUGAGCAACAUCGCAUCUUCCAUCAAGUGGGUACACUUGGCUGCCUGCGCUGUCGUUGGCCUGUUUCUCAACAAGUUCCCGAUCUCGACCUCGCUGGGCUGGGCUAUGAUGACGUGGGGUGUUUUGAAUGCGUGUACUGCCGCUGUUCAGAAGUAUCCGCAGAUGCUAGCCAUUCGGAUCCUCAUGGGCGUCUUCGAUUCGAUGUUCCAUCCUGUGAUGAUGCUGGUUACAAGUCAGUUCUAUCGGAAGGACGAGCAGAUUGUACGCUUUCAACUCUGGUGGUGCUCACAAGGCUUCGGUACAAUCAUCGGGGCUCUGAUCUCUUACGGCUUUCAAUUCGUCAACGGGGGUGGCAUGGAAUCAUGGCGCAUCAUGUACCUCGUCCUAGGCUGCUGGACCCUCAUCAUCAGUAUUUGGACACUGUGGUGCCUCCCGAACUCCCCCAUGGCCGCCAAAUUCCUCUCUACUGAAGAGAAGGUCGCCUUACUCCGCCACAUCGCACCAAACCAGACCGGUGUCAACAACCACAAGAUCCGCCCCAAACAAAUCCUCGACAUCUUUCGCGACCCGCAAGUGGGACUUCUUUGCUCCUUGGUCAUCAUCACCGGCUUUGGCGUGGGAAUCAUGAGCAACUUCAGCUCAACCCUCAUCAAAUCCUUCGGCUACUCGAGCAAAGAGGCCACACUCCUCUCCGCACCUGGCGGCGCUGUCGCGAUUUUAGUCUGUUUCCUCUCCACUUGGGUGGUGCGCCGCGAAUACCUACGACGCUGGUCUGCACUCGGGAUCUGCUACACCAUCGCUUUCGUCGGAUCUUGCCUCGUCGCAUUCUCCCCCAAAAACAACGAGGCAGCACACCUCGUAGGCCUCUAUCUCUUUGACUUCUCCACCGCCACAGUCGGCAUCAAGUUCCAAUGGAAUGCCGCCAACAUAGCCGGUCACACGAAACGACCCAUGACCAUGGCAUUCCUAGGUGCUUCAUUCACGAUCGGGAUGAUCGCUGGCCCUUAUGCGGUGCAGAAGAAAGAUGCGCCGGACUACUUUACUGCCAAAUACAGUCUUGUUGGGUCGAAGGGUGGCUGUAUGGUGUUGGUGUGUAUGCUGGCGCUGUAUUAUCUACUGGCAAAUCGCAGCAAGGAUAGGAAAUUUGGGAAGCAGAGGGACUUGGUGACGGAUCUGAAUGAUAGUCGUUCUGAAGAAGAGAGUUUGGAGGGCAAGUGGGCGAAUCUGACGGAUAAGGAGAGGCCUACGUUCCGAUAUAUUUAUUGA